AAGUAUUUAGAGUUUGUAUUAUAUAUAAAUAACAUUAAGCAUACGCCAUGGGCAACGGAUGCUCGAAAUGCUGUAAAUGCCACGAACAUAAACAAAUCCAUGGCGCGCUCUCCACAGCCUCCGCUUCAUCAGUAUAUCGAAAAAGGAGUCGCAAUGAUUUGCCUAUCGAAAACACGGAUCGCUUUCGAAUCACACAGACCAGCAAUGCCGUACAGCUGGCCGUGGAGCAUGUGCAGCGUGAAGAUGCUGGACACUAUACGCUCUUUGCACGUACCAAGGCCAACGAUAUGGUGCGCAAGCAUAUCGAGCUCAUAGUCGAGGACAGAUCCACCGGUGAGGAUCCGCCCGUCUUUUUGCGGCGACUCGUUGAUCUUUCUGUGAAGGUGGGCACUAGAUCCCGCCUGCUGACAGAGAUACGUAGCUCUACAGAGCUGAAACUAACUUGGUAUCGCAACGAUCGGCGCAUUUGCGAGAACGAACGAAUCACAGAGACCAACGAGGGCACCUUUCACUAUCUGGAGGUGAGUCCGGUUACACUUGAGGAUGGCGGCCAAUGGAUGUUGAUGGCCGAGAACUUGGGUGGUCGCAAUUCCUGCAUUGCCACGCUUAAUGUGCUCGUGCCUAAGGCUUAUAAGACGCCAGAGUUUGUGGAGGAGCUCCGCGCCGUGCUCACCGAGCAGGGCACUGUCUCCCUGGAGUGCAAAGUGGUGGGCGUGCCAACGCCACACUUACGCUGGUUUAAGGAUUCCAAAGAGAUCAAGGCGGGCGAUAUAUUUGCACUCACUGCCAAUGCGGACGACCCCACCUCACUGGGCACAUACACAUGCGAAGCCAAGAACUGCAUGGGCGUUACUUACUCCAGCUCCAAGGUACAUGUGGUGGGGCGUGGCAGUCGCGAGGGUUCCCUAAAGCCGGCCGAUAGCUUUAGCAACAAUGCGCCGCCGCCAAUUUUUACAAAUGAACUGAGAGACAUGAGCGUGCGAAUCGGCGAUCCCAUUAUACUCGGCUGUCAAGUUGUGGUGCCACCGUGGCCCAAGAACGUCACCUGGUAUAACAAGGAUGGACGCGUUGAGACCGCGGAACGCUAUAAACUAAUUGAAGAUGGCCUAGGCGUCUAUAUGCUGGAGAUUAAGCCGUCGGAGAGCUGUGAUGCGGGUGACUGGAAGUGUGUGGUGAGCAGCUUUGAGGGUUGCGUGGGCAUUUCCAACUGUGUUGUUAACAUGGACAUUCCCCGCAAUUAUCGCAAGCCGCGAUUUAUGGAGAGCCUGCGCGCUGUGCUGACCGAAGAAGGUUUGGUGUCCUUUGAGUGCAAGGUAGUAGGAUUUCCAACACCCGUGCUCAAGUGGUUCAAGGAUGGCCACGAGCUGAAGCCCGGCGAUGUCUACCAGCUAACAGGCACCAACUCCUUGGGCACCUAUUGCUGUAUUGCCAGAAACUGCAUGGGCGAGACCAGUAGCACUGCUGUGCUCACCGUGGAGGACAUACAGAAUCAACUAACGGAUGAAGAGCGCCUGGUCUUCACACAACAGCACAAUCAAGCGCCCAGCUUCGUGCUGGGACUAAAGAGCACAGAUGCCAAGAUCAACGAGCCCUUUCAGUUCAAGGUGACAGUGAAGGCCAACCCAGAUCCCGUGCUCUCCUGGUAUCGCGAUGACUUGCCCAUCGACGCCAACGAGCGCUACAAUCAUUAUCGUGGCGAGCAGGAUGAUUGGCUGCUGGACGUCAAAGCCGUCGAGUUUGUGGAUCAGGCCGAGUGGAAGUGCGUGGCGGUCAAUGAUUUUGGCACGAGCAUCACCAGCUGCUUCCUCAAGCUACAGAUCCCACGCCACUAUAAGAAGCCGCGCUUUCUCGAAUGCCUGCGUGCUGUGCUCACCGAGGAAGGCGCUGUGAAUCUGGAGUGCAAGGUCAUAGGCGUGCCGCAGCCUUUGCUCAAGUGGUACAAGGAUGGCCUGGAGCUUAAGCCUGGCGACAUACAUCGCAUUAUCAGCGGACAGGAUGGCACCUGCUGCCUGGGCACUUAUACAUGUGAGGCGCGUAACUGCAUGGGCGUGGUGGCUAGCUCGGCCUCCUUGUUGGGCUUUGAGGAUGCGCAGCGGGGGCAAAAGAAUGCCGAGCCAGAGCAUGAGCUGCAGCGCAAUCUCUCGCUGUCCACCAUACAGGAAGAGCGCACCUCGCAGUUGUACGAGACGCCAGUGGGCGAUAUAACCAUAGAUGAGAAGGGCGACGUGUCCUUCUCCUUUGACGGCAAGGAGGUGUCCGUGUCACUGUACGAAACGCCCGACCUGACCGAGGAGGAGGCUCUGAAGAUUGUGGAAAUGUAUGCGGAUCAGAUAUCCGAGCAUGUGACAGAGCACAAUAUAGUGGAGCUGCCACCGCUGCGCUUUGUCAAGGAAACCUCACAGUCCGGCAAGCUGCUAAUGGAGGCCGUGGUCAUCGAUAUAGCCCCAGAGUACUUCACGCACGACGAGGAUAUGCGCACAGAGGCGGAUAUGGAUGACAUAUCCAUUACCGAGAUAACAGUGCACGGCUCUUCAGGACGCGACGGCGCGGGACUCUUCAAUAGACAAGCCGAGCAAUAUGCGCAGCAAUCGUUUGAAAAAAUGGAGGAGGAAUUGUCGUUAACAGCACCGCAGCGCAAGCGCAAAAAGUCGCGUCCCACGGAAACAGAGGAGUACUUUAGCCUGUCUAAGGAGGAGAAGUCGCAACAAGGGGCAGAGGCGAAAGUUGGCGAGGAGAACGACGACGACGACGAGGAUGAGACCACCUUUGCCAGCGCACAAAUGUCGAGCUCACACGCAGCACAGACGCCACCGAAGCGCAAGAAGUCUCGUAGGCCCAACGACAGCGACUCGUCCAAAACAAACGAGGACGAAGCCAAACUGCUGGACAUCUCGGGUGCUGUGGGCGAUGGCUUGCUAAUGACUGCUGCCUCACAGCUCCAGGCUGUAACUGAUGAAUCAGAGAUCCAUCAAAAUCUUUAUGCCUUGGUGCCGUUGGCCAAGUUGCUGCAGCUCAUCGACAAUCAUUUGUCAGCCGUGGAGCAAGAGGUGCUGGCACAGUCCACCAUGAUGAUGACGCCGGCGGCAGCAGAUCAGAGCAUUGCAAUUAUUAAAAACGUCUUGGAGCCCAUUAAGCAAAUUGAAUCCAAGCUGAAGGUGUACUCGGGCGAAACACAGCUGGAUGCGCUGAUGCAAACCAUGGAGGAGGAUAUUCGCCGCCUGCACAUUGGAUUGCAGGUCAUAGAAAAAUGCGUAGAGAUUGAUGAAACGGGUGCCACGCUCAUACAGCGUACAAGUGUCUGCAUCAUUGACAGCGUGGCGGAGCAUAUGAAGCGUGCGCUGCAACAGCUCAAACUAAUCAGCGAGCACUUUAAGUCGGCUAGUCUGCGGAAUCAACUGAAGCUCACGGCUGACGACAUCUAUCAAGGCUUGGACAUAACCCAGGGCACCAUACGCUCACAGGCGCUGCUCCAGGAGGCGCAACAAUUGGAGGCAGCGCAGCAUUUUAGCGAGGCGGUAGAGAAAAUGCAGGAGUUGCCCGACAGCUGCUCCUUUGCCUCCAUGAGCACGGCCCAGCUGCCCAGCGAGGCAAGUGGCUUGAAAGAGAUUUGCGGGCCUGUAGCCAAGAUACAAGCUGCCUUGGAGCGCGUGGAGCUGGAGCUUUCACAGGAGGCUAGCGAGGAGGAGAUAUACAAAAAGGUGCAUCAAAAAGUGCUUGAGAGCAUAGUGGAGCCUAUCAAGCAGUUGCAGAAUACGCUGCAGUCCAUAGAGGAUAAAACAGAGUCAUUGGCGGGCAGCGAGUCCCUGGAGCAAAAGAUCAACAUGGCUAUCUUGGAUAUAGUUACACCGCCACUAUUUGAGCUCAACAAAGGUCUGGAGCUGAUUGUUAAUGAGCCCUCAGACAAUGUGGAAUCCGGCAUGCUGACUGUACAGACAGUAGAGUCGAUGGUGCCGCCACUACAAGAGAUUCAAAAUGGAUUGGCGCAACUGGGUCAGGAAUUAGAACAGAGCCACGUAGAGCAACAUAAAUUAAACCUAGCCGACACCCAGAAACUGUUGCAGUCCAUUGCCCAAGCUGUGCUGCACCUUGAAACGAACAUAGAACGCAUCUCGGGUCGACUGACGCCGAAUGUUAAGCAACGCCUUCAGCAGCUCAAGGAUGAGAUGUCAGCACUUAUUGGCAAUAUGCUGGAACAGGAUAUAGCCAGCCAUCAAUUGGUCUUGCUCCAAAGGCUGAAGCGCCCCAUCGACGAGCUCAACUAUUGCAUGCGUCAAACUGAAAUCAAGUCCAGCUCUGGUUCUCUAGCUGAUCUCAUUGAACCACUGACAUUAUUGCAGGAGCAGACACAGCUAGCAGCUAGCCUGGUCCAGGAGCAGCACUCGCUGGUCUGCUUGGAGCGCAUUAGAGGGCACAUACGCAAUGUUAUCAUUGACAUAGAGGAGCACGAGUUUAAAAUGCUGCAGCACGAAAUACAACAGGAUGAGCAAUUGGCAGCGCAGCAGGAUAAAUCCUUCAGCGCACUGCGUAAAGCACUUGAGACAAAGGUGUCACUGGAGGAGGCCAUAUCCAGCUUGGAAGCCCUGCAGCUCUCGCUCAAUCGCGUUAGCGAACAGCCGAGAAUCUCUGCAAGGAGCAAACAGGCUGCUAUGGAGACGCAAGUGGCUCUGCUGCAUUUGCUACAAAUAGCCAAGAGCUUGGCCAGUUUUAGUGAGGCGGAGACACAGCUUAAUGCCAACGAAGCGCAUACUAGUCGCAUCCUUUUCGAGCUGGCCAAAGGUUUUGCCCUGCUGGGACAGAACUUGGAUAGGCCUGAUGCUGCUCAUGAAGCCAUGCAGCAAUUCAACGAGUUGUUGACGCAGCAGCGCCAAAGUCUAACGGGCCAGCUAACUUGGCCAGAAUUGGGCAUAGCCACUCCCUUGUCCAGUUUUGUACAGGCCAUGGAGCAGCUGCAUCAACUUAAAGCCUCCUCUGAGGAUUUAUCUACACUGGAUGAUGUGUCUGUCUUAAAAUCUGUAGCCGAAUCACUGGCCACAGAGCCUGAGGAACAGCGACUGCUGGAGCAGCCGCUUGCGGAAGUCCCCGUACUCUGUCAGUUGAAUGAAGGCAUUGCUGAUGUCUUGUCCCACUGCGAGCAACUGGACUUGGUGUCACUGCAGCAGGAGUCGAGGGAGCAGGUACAGGCUGCUGUUGUCAAAAUGCAGCAGUUGCAAGGAAGUUUAGCGCUGGUACAGCAGAACCAUCCCGUCGAGGCCGCCACUAGCUUCUCGCAGAGCACGCAAGCAGUUAGCUUUGCCCAGGCGCUCUGCACUCUGGAGAACUGUGUGCUUCAAGUGGAGCAGUGUCUUGCCCACAGUGGCAUCGAAAGCUUGUCUGAACUGCAGCUGUCGGAACUGAAGCAGCUGGCCACACCUCUGCAUGAGUUGCGUCAGCAUUGCAUACAAUUAGAGCCACUAGCCUUGGAACAGGCGCUGGACAUGUCCUCAAGAGAUGUGUCCGAGUUGAAGACCAGCGGUCAACGAGAAACAGAGCAGGCAGCAGUGCAACAGCAAGCAGAGAUUGUCACGCCACCAGAGUUGGAAUUUUAUGAUGGCGUCGUUAGUGGCAUUAACCAGCUAGAAGCCUGCUUGGAGUCAACUCAAACCGAAUGGCAGCAGACUGAGGAACUGCGAAAGGUGAGCGACAGCAUGCAUCAGCUGAAUGCUGAUCUGAGGCGCAUACAGCAGGCUUUGGCGGCGAAUGAGGACCAGCAGGCCACUGUUUUGGCACAGGCUCAGAUAGCCCGCAGUAUGUUCCAACUGAAGGAGUGUCUGAUGCACACAUAUGAAUCUGGACUGGUAGACUCUUUGGAGCAAGUAGAGAAUGCAUUUGAGGACAUUUUGGUUUCUCUGCCAGUGCUAGAAUCUCAAUUGGCGCAAGAAAUGAUGUCGAAAAUUUCCACCACCUUUGAAAACUUUAUCCAAACACAAGAAGGUCCACUUGUUACCAACUUUGAACAGCUGCUGGCCUCCAUCAAAGCUGUGGCGGACUAUUCACAAGUAGAUCUGGACAAAUCCAGCAGCUUGUUAGUGCAGCUGCAAACGCAUCUAAUGGCUUCAUUUAGAUGCCUCAAUGAAAUCAGCGAGUCGGCAGAUGAGCAACUUUUGAGCGCUCUAUUGAAGACCCAAAGCAGCUUGGUAGCGGUCUUUGACUUUAUUGAGCAUAAUGAAGGCAGCAUACGUAUUAUAGAGUUACUUCAAGAAAUCGAUUCUAUUUGUGCAGAAUUAAAGUGCAUAACUGUACGUACAACAGUUGCCGAACCACUUGAUAUAAGUCAAAUAAUUGAAAAUGUCGCCGCGGGCAAAAAUUUGCUUACCGAGAUUGAGCAAGGUCUUCAAGAUGAUAAUCCCCUGUGUAUGCAACUCUUCGCUGAGAAUACGUUAGAGCUUGAGCAGUUGGAAGCGACGCUAAGACAAAUUGAACAAGAAAUACUUUAUAAGCCUCAGUUGGUUGUAAUUACACCAGAGCAGUGGCAUUUGAUCGAGUCUAUGCAGCAGCAAAUAGAUGAGUUCCAGCUUAAAUUGAACCAACUAAUUGAGAUGCAUGAAGAGCAGAAAGUCUUGGAGGAAACUAUUACAAAAUCCAAAAGAAAACUGGAAAGUGCAAUCGACCAAGCACAACAGAAAAAACCCAAAGGAGAGGCCGAGAUUCAAGAUAUUGAUCAGACAGAUAAUGUAAUUCAAAGCGAGCAAUUGCUUCAAAGUCUGCAAAGCCAAUUAGCAGUUUUAAUUGAAGCUCCCACUUUGAAAAAAAUUGCUCAACAGGGCAAAGAUAUGCUGGAAAACUUAAAUGAUACCGACAAUAUCGUGAAGGGCAUUUUUAAUCUCAGAGAGCAUAUUGUCCACACUUAUGAUGGUGAAUCGAUGAAGGAUAAUGCU
Drosophila busckii is the source of this 6914-nucleotide messenger RNA. RefSeq names its product muscle M-line assembly protein unc-89-like. The annotation marks the transcript as partial. The record is from RefSeq and is a predicted model, not a curated record. The transcript has 7 exons. Lineage: Eukaryota; Metazoa; Arthropoda; Insecta; Diptera; Drosophilidae.